AUGAAUAUUUGUUGGGAUGAUAACGAGGUUGAAAGGAUCAAGAGACUAAUUCGGAAAUACGAGGAAGGGCAGAAGUUGUGCGCGCAGUAUCUACAAGAAGAUUGUACUAUUGAGCAGUUUUGUAGUUAUAUGAUUAAUUAUAACUUUAGAUCAUUUCUGUGUGAGAUUGCAAGCUUAGGCAUUAAGAUAGAACGCGCAGUUGCCGUUGAUGCGGGAUUCAGGAUUUUGCCGAAAACUGAGGAUGAAUACCGCAGAAUCGUUCGCCUGUUCAGAGAAGAGGACGUGCCCCAUCAUACGUUCCCUCUCCCUUCAGAACGAAAUAUUCACGCGGUAGUCAGAGGUAUACCCGCAAUGUUUUCAGAACAGAAGAUCAAAGGGGAAUUAGAACAGAGGGGAUAUACUCCUCUCCACAUUACCCGACUCAAACGCAGUGGCGGCGCACCCAUGCCUUUGGUGGUCGUGAUACUGCCUAAGAUUGAAAAGUCCCAGCAGCUGUUCAAUGAACAUGAGCUGCUGGGUCUAGCCAUCAGAAUUGAAAAGUACCCGGCUGUGAGAGUGAAUUUGGAGGACGUUACGGACCGGAUAGAAAAUGAUGGAGCCGACGACAUAACCGACGAUGAUAUUGUGAAAAUGGUGGUUAGUAACGAAACCGUCACCGAAGAUAUUGAAGACGAACAAAUCAAUCGGAUUCCACGCUCUGAAGGUCUAAAAGGUGGCAUCUUCUCAGAUGGUUUCAUAGCGUCAUUGCCCAAAACUUUGUUGCACAAAAGGCAUUUAGGCGAUUGUUUGUCCGGCAAUGAUGGACUGAAGUCAAAUUUCAAAUAA
Messenger RNA from Acanthoscelides obtectus, 825 nucleotides. Lineage: Eukaryota; Metazoa; Arthropoda; Insecta; Coleoptera; Chrysomelidae. The record is from the annotation of a GenBank genome assembly.